This is a messenger RNA of Anneissia japonica, 3703 nucleotides long. Its product is annotated as alpha-1,3-mannosyl-glycoprotein 2-beta-N-acetylglucosaminyltransferase-like. The record is from RefSeq and is a predicted model, not a curated record. Gene Ontology annotation, cellular component: Golgi apparatus. The coding region runs from base 314 to 1705 and encodes 463 amino acids. Gene Ontology annotation, biological process: protein N-linked glycosylation. The transcript is spliced from 12 exons. Gene Ontology annotation, molecular function: alpha-1,3-mannosylglycoprotein 2-beta-N-acetylglucosaminyltransferase activity. NCBI's taxonomy places the organism in Eukaryota, Metazoa, Echinodermata, Crinoidea, Comatulida, Comatulidae.
AAACAAAACAGACGACACGUCUCUAUCUCUUGCUCGCUCAUCUUUUUUGGUGGAAGAAUUUUGCGAAAUAUAGCGCUGAGUGCCUGACGUUGUGUAUUUUUCAAUCAUUGUUACUAACUUUGAAAGUGAAAACGUUUUUCUAUGUGAUUCAUCUUUUGCCACUUAUUCUGGUUAUUAAAUGGAAGGAUCAUUUUAAGGUGACAUUGUAUUAAAGGAGUAUGACGAAUAGUAGCAUUCUAAUUUAUCAACAUUCCACAAAUUGUAUACGUCGAUGACCCGUGGCCAGUGACCAGUGGCCAAUAUACAUUUCACAAUGAAGAAACAUAGAACUUUCCUAACAGUUUGCAUAUUACUUUUUCUAUGCUGGAACAUGGGUGCAUAUUACUUUUUUGUUUAUGGAGCCAAAAGAAAAGACAAACAGCCGGCUUCCCAAUUAUCUGAAAGGCUUGCUCGUCUGCAAGCUGAAUUGAAAGACCAAAUGCAGGUCAAUGAACAGCUUCUUAUAGAUAUUGAUAAAGAAAAGGAAAUUUUAUUACAAAAAAAAAAAGUUCAAGAAAUUUCACAGUAUAAGAGAAAAUUAGAAGAGCUUAAUAAAAAAGAACAUUUGGAACAACCAGUUCUUGUCAACAACCAUCUACCACAACAAAGAAUUAAAAAUGAUUAUAGUUUUUCAUCAGUUGUUUUACCUGUGUUAUUGAUAGCCUGUAAUAGACCAACUGCUGUUAAAAGGAGUUUAGACACACUGUUACGGCAUCGGCCAUCAGAAAAACAAUUUCCAAUUGUAGUGAGUCAGGAUUGUGGGCAUGCAGAAACAGAAAAAGUAAUUCGAAGCUAUGGUGAUAAAGUAAGGUUGAUAAAGCAACCUGACUUAAGUGAGAUUAAAGUGCCCGUGCAGCAUAAAAAGUUUAUAGGUUAUUAUAAAAUUGCUCGUCACUAUAGGUGGGCACUCAAUCAGAUAUUCAAGGAAUUAAACUAUAAUGCAGCUAUCAUUGUUGAAGAUGAUCUUGACAUUGCUGUUGAUUUCUUUGAGUACUUCUUGGCAACCUAUCCACUGUUAGUUGAAGACAAAUCUUUAUGGUGCGUGUCAGCCUGGAAUGAUAAUGGGAAACUAGAGAGAAUAUCAAACGAGGCUGAUUUACUAUAUAGGUCAGACUUUUUUCCUGGGCUUGGCUGGAUGUUGCUGAAGGAAGCAUGGAUUAAUCUUGAACCAAAUUGGCCUGAGGGAUUUUGGGAUGACUGGAUGAGGCACCCGAAUCAACGUAAAGAGCGAGCCUGUAUUCGUCCAGAAAUAUCUCGUACUGAUACAUUUGGAAAGAUUGGUGUCAGCAAGGGGCAGUUUUUUGAGCAGCACUUGAAGUUCAUCAAACUGAACACUCAGUUCAUACCCUUUACUCAAGUUGAUUUAUCUUACUUAAAAAAGGAGAAUUAUGAUCCAAGGUUUCGCAAGGAGGUUUACGAUGCCCCCGAGGUUUCCCUACAUCAACUGACGAGAGAAGAAGCUCGCGGAUUUCCAGUGGUUCGUAUUCAAUAUAGGUCGAAGGAUUCGUUCAAGACAAUUGCAAAAAGCUUAGGCAUCAUGAAUGAUUUUAAGAGUGGUGUUCCAAGAACAGGCUACCUUGGCGUUGUAAGUUUCAUCUACAAAGGUCAUCGUGUAUAUCUUGCACCUGACUCAUCAUGGAGCGGUUACGAUGUUUCGUGGAUGUAAACUCAAGAAAAUAGCAGGCCAUCUAGGGUAAAAAAAAAAAAAAACCAAUAACAAGAAUAGAAACCAUGCAAACUUACAGUGAAUUUGAUUUAAAUUUCAAGAUAUCUUAGGGAGUAUUAUAACGCAUGGAAGGAACCUUUUCUGAGUGUCAAUCAACCUUAACAAAUGACGAAUCAAAAUAUGGCUAGGAAUAAUAUGUGUCUUGCACAGUCACUGUCAUUUUGUGGGACCUUAGCAACAAUGUCCAAGGGGCGAGGCUUAGCUGAAAGGUCCAUUAUCCAGGUGCAUGAGAGCCUGGCCCUGCCCGGCCUAGCCUAGGCUAGCCUAGCCUGGCAUAGGUGCAGUAAUCUGUACCUGUACAGUAUGUUUUCUACACCACAAUGUUUGAUGUUGAUGUUUGUAUGGUUUCUCUCUCUGAGGUAUUGGUACAUCUAGGUAUGACAACAUCAAAUAUUUGAUGGAUUGAUUGAUUGACAGAUUUAUUUGGGAAUUUUAUUAAGUAGUGGUGUAAAUGGUAAACAUGUAACAUGGUAGAAAUGGUAAUAAAAAUUAUGAAAAAGGUGAUAUUAAUACUAAUGAUAUUGAUUAGUGAUAAUGAUGAUGAUAACAGUAAUUUUAAAAUUACCAAUGAUAAUAACGACAAUAAUGAUAUCCAUUAAUGACAGUAAUGAUGAUGAGGAUAAAAUAAUAAAAAUGAAAAAAAAGAAUAGCCAUGAUAAUAAUUAAGUUUUACAUAAUAUUAAUAAAUUUAUUCAUAGACAAACAUAGCUACACAUACAGUCAUACCAACAGCAGUGAACACAAGACAUUAAUGCUGUCAGGUGUUGUUUGAAAAAUGUUGUACAGGCUACAUACAUACUUAGUACUGUAAAACAUGAUGGCGUAUAUUUUGGUAUUGCUUCCAAUACCAAGUGUUCACCAUCCUCAAAAAAUUUUUAAAAUCAGGAAUUCCAGAGGAUUGCUUUAUGGAACCCUAUUUAAAUUUGGUAUUUAAAUUAAUUGUCAUUUUGAUACAAGUAAAAAAGAGCAAAAAUACACAUUUGGACAUAUUAAAAUUAUCAUUUUAGACAAUAUUGUUAUCCUUUUCCUAAGCUUACAAAUGUCAAAAUUUUCACAUAAUGUUUACAAAUUUUCUACAAAUGCCCCAUAACUUUCAUAAAUGUUUAUCAAUUUACAUAAUGAUUACCUAUCUACUAAUAGCCCAUAAGGUUCACUAUUUCAACAAGAGAUAGAGGACCUUCAAAGCCUAACGCAAUAAAUCCUGUCGUUGCAUGGUGAAUUGGAUCUUGGUUGCGGCCACAAAAUGAUGCUGAUGAUUACUAAUUUGCAUAAAAUUUUACUAAUUGCAUAAAAAUACAUUCUACUAAAAUAAGCAGAUAAAUUUUAGAUUUCUGUAACUUUAUGUGAACCCAAUUGGAAACAAGUCGCCAUUUGGCGACUUUUAUGGGUUAUCCGGGUGAUCUGUUUGUCAAAGAUUGUUUUGUUUUCCGCUCAUUUGUUAUUUGAUGUCUGUAUUUGUUUGCCGAAUAAAGAAAUUAAAAGAAAUGAAAUGGAAGCAAUCCUAAACUUCUACAUAAUGUUUAGAAAAAAUGUUAUGUUUACCACUUUACAAAAAAUGAUUUUGAUUGUGAUGUUUUAGACAUCUGGACAUGAUUUAUAGUAGUACAUAUUUGUUUCUUUUGUCAAUAUUUUUGCAAGAAAAUAAAUUUUAAAAAUAGAAUUUGUGCUGUGUGAAUUAAAAAUAUUUAGCUGUCUUUUGGCAUUGUGAGAGGGAGUGUUGUGGUCAUAGUAUAGGAGAGUGUUAUACUUAAUGUCCAUAGUGUGGGAGGGUGUUAUAUCCAAUGUCCAUUGUAUAAGGUGUUAUAUCCAAUGUCCAUAGGAUAGGAGUGUGUUAUAUCCAAUGUCCUAGUAUAGGAGGGUGUUAUAUCCAAUGUCGAUAGUGUAAGAGGGUGUUAUGUCCAUAGUAUAUUAAAAAGUUAUGUUUAUAGAAUGAGCAAA